UUCAGCAUGAAUAGCGUUUGUAUGCCUUACUUUGAUCCUGAGUUCGAUACUCUCCCAGAAAGAAUACAUGGUCCACCUUGCCGAGUCUGCGUUGACAAUGAAAGCAUGGAAGGAUGCACGGUGGUGAAGGUAGAUAGCGUUAACAAGCAGGGUCUCCUUUUAGAAGUGGUGCAAAUUUUGACAGACAUGAACCUUCAAAUCUGCAAAAGCUUUAUUUCGUCUGAUGCUGGUUGGUUCAUGGAUGUGUUUCAUGUCAGAGAUGAAAAUGGCAAUAAACUAACCGACCAGAAAGUAAUUAACGACAUUCAACAGGCCAUAGGAAGAUCAAGAGCUUCUUCACCAUCACAACAACACAGCAACAACAACAACAACAAUUCGGUGUUCACAACAAUGACCAACUACAAGACCUAUUCCAAAAGACUUCUCCCACUGCUUCCUAACCCUAAUGAUCAACACACGGCCAUCGAAAUGACCGGUGCCGACCGACCGGGCCUCUUUUCGGAGAUCUCCGCAGCCCUAGCUGACCUCCAUUGCAACAUUGUCGAAGCCCACGCAUGGAGUCACAAUGCGCGGCUCGCAUGCGUGGCUUACAUUUCUGAUCAAUCCACUGACACUGCCAUCGAUGACCCCUCGCGGUUAGCCUCCAUAGAGGACCACUUAACCACGGUGCUUCGCGCCACCACCAACCCUAAUGGCGGUGGUGGCGCGAACCACCCGGACGUUAAGACCUCGGAACUUCUCGGAGGAGAAGGCCAAAUGACCACCGUGGAACGCAGGCUGCACCAGCUUAUGCUCUCAGUUAGGGACUUUGAGACCCCCUCCUCCCCCAAAGAGAAGAAGGGAAGAAAAAGGAUGGUCUCAGUUGAAAGUUGUGAACAAAAGGGGUAUUCAAUUGUCAGCAUUGAGUGUAAGGAUCGUCCUAGGCUCAUGUUUGAUACCGUUUGCACGUUAACGGACAUGCAGUACGUGAUUUUCCAUGCUUCCAUCACUUCCCAUGCAGGUUAUGCAUGUCAGGAGUAUUUUAUCAGGCACGUAGACGGAUGUGCUUUAGAUACUGCAAGCGAGAAGGAAAGAGUAAUGAAAUGCUUAGAGGCAGCCAUAGAACGCCGGGUUUGUGAGGGGAUUAGGCUAGAGUUGUGUGCAGACAACAGAGUUGGAUUGCUCUCAGACAUAACCAGAGUUCUCCGAGAGAACGGCCUCGUCGUCGUUCGAGCAGACGUAGAAACUCACGGAGAGAAAUCGGUGAACGCUUUCUAUGUGAGGGACAUAUCAGGGAACGAGGUAGACAUUGAAUAUUUCAGCAACUCAGUGAAGAAGGAAAUGGGUCCAAUCGCCACUCUUCAUGUCAAGAAUGAUACUAACAGAAGAAAACCAAACUCACCUAAACAGGCCCCUCUUUCAUUUGGAGGCAUGCUAAGAUCUCGGAUUGAACGUUUUUCUCAUGGCUUCAUUCUAUGA
Glycine soja is the source of this 1458-nucleotide messenger RNA. Its product is annotated as ACT domain-containing protein ACR2. The transcript is spliced from 7 exons. The record is from RefSeq and is a predicted model, not a curated record. Lineage: Eukaryota; Viridiplantae; Streptophyta; Magnoliopsida; Fabales; Fabaceae. The coding region runs from base 7 to 1458 and encodes 483 amino acids.